CCAAAAGUUUUGGACCCUCAGCCGGCCUCCCAAAGCAAGUGCAACAAGCGCUUGCAUAUUGUUGACUUGCGCUUUUCCAAUAUUGCGCUCGUGCAAUUCCAAUAUGAGCUCUCUCAAGAGGAAGGAUGCCCCGGGAGGCGCAUCUGCUGCCAAAGCAGCAAAAAUAACCAGCGGCUCAAGGCCAUCCAAGACUUCGAAACCCGAAAAGACCAAGAGUGAUCCCAAGGCGAGUCCCAAGCCCAAGAGCGCCGACAAGCCUGCCCCCGUGCCCAGCAUCUCGCGACUGAAGGAGGAGGAGCCUCUCUUUCCUCGUGGAGGCGGAAGUGUCUUGUCACCGCUCGAGCACAGGCAAAUCUCCAUCCAGGCAAAGCAGGACGUACUGUUCGAGCAGGCGUCAGGCAAGAACACCGAGAAAACACUGAAAAAGAUCAAGUCAAAGGGACAGUUGAAGGAUGGAAAGUCUGCAAAGUCGCAAACUGCCGACGACACGGUCAAGGUCGAGAGCUUGAACUACAAGCGCUUGGUCAAGGGUUCCAUUGUACUCGCCCAGGUCACCGAGAUCAAUGCUCUGGAUUUGACCCUAGCACUGCCAAAUAAUCUGACUGGACACGUUCCCAUCACCGCCAUCUCCGAGCUCCUCAAUGAGCGCAUUGCUGCCGAGGCAGCCGCCGACGACGACGAUGACGACGACGAGACUUCAGCAGACGAUGUUGACCUGAAGUCACUAUUCACUGUUGGUCAAUACGUCCGGGCAUACGUCAACUCCACAUCCGAAGAACCAGCAGAGCCUUCUGGAAAAGCCAAAAAACGAAUUGAGUUGUCCUUACGACCGGACCAAACCAACAGCGGCCUUUCCAGCAAAGAUGUUGUGGCCAACACUACUGUUAUGGCAACCGUCACCAGUGUAGAAGAUCACGGAUUCGUCAUGGAUCUUGGCCUCGAAGACUCCAAGCUCAAGGGAUUUCUGGCACGCAAGGAGCUUGAUCCCGCCAUCUCGGAAACCCGGAUGCAGCCAGGCUCUGUCCUCCUCUGCUUGGCCACAAGCUCGGGCUCCAACGGAAAGAUUGCCCAGCUUACCACUAUCCAGACCAAAUUGGGCAAGAUCCAAAAUUUCCCCUCGGAUGCGACAACUAUCAACUCAUUCCUCCCUGGCACAGCAGUUGAUCUUCUGGUUACGGACAUAUCAAACCGCGGUAUUGCCGGCAAGGUCAUGGGUUCCUUGGAUGUCACUGCUGACCAUAUCCAUUCUGGCUCCGGGCCUCUUGCGAUUGACCUCGAAGACAAGUACAAGGUUGGCAAGAAGGUCAGGGCACGAGUUAUAUGCAAUUUCCCGGCAGCAAGCGAGCCCAAACUGGGAGUUUCCCUUCUUGAGCACAUUGUGAACCUCAAGCCUAAGGAAACAACCGGAGGAAGCAAGAAGUCAUCAGUGGAGUCUCUUCCCAUCUCCAGCAUAGUCGAGAAGUGCACAGUCACCAAGGUCGAGCCCGAUAUUGGCGUUUUCGUUGAUAUCGGGAUCAGCGGCGCUGCUGGAUUCGUCCACAUCUCUCGACUCAAGGAUGGCAAAGUCGACAUGGUCUCUCAGUCAUCAGGUCCGUUCCAGGUUGGGUCGGAGCAUCGCGGACGAGUCGUUGGAUACAACUCAGUCGAUGGUGUAUACCAGCUAUCUUUCGAGAAACACAUUCUUGAGCAAGCUUUCCUGCGUGUCGAGGACAUACCCAUUGGCGAGAUUGUGAAUGGAACCAUUGAAAAGCUAGUGAUUGGACAGGAUGGUGUCAGCGGGUUGCUGGUCAAACUCGCCGAAGGUAUCACCGGUUUUGUUCCCGAAAUUCACUUGGCUGACGUGAAGCUUCAACAUCCGGAGAAAAAAUUCCGGGAAGGCAUGAAGGUUAAAGCGCGUGUUAUUUCCACUGAUCGUGUCAAACGCCAGAUUCGCCUCACACUGAAGAAAACUCUACUCAACUCCGAGGCUGCCCCACUCCAGUCGUUCGAUCAGCUGGUUGUCGGCAUGCAGGUGCCCGCGACUAUUAUCAGCAUCGUUGCGAAUGGCGCUAUUGUGCAGUUCUAUGGCUCGCUCAGGGGCUUCUUACCAGUGUCUGAGAUGAGUGAAGCUUACAUCCACGAUCCCAAGGAGUUUUUCCGCAUCGGUCAAGUCGUCCAAGUUCAUGUCCUCAAUUUUGAUGCCGAGGCACAGAAGCUAUACGUUUCUUGCAAAGACCCUUCGGCCUUUGGUCUCGAAAAGCAGAAAGCUCUACAAGCUUUGAAAAUCGGAGAUGUUGUUUCCGCCAAGAUUGUGCAGAAAACCGAGGAUCACGUCUUUGUUGAACUUGUAGAAGGCUCUUUGAAGGCCAUGCUUUCGGUCAAUCACCUUACGGAUGGGUCGAGCAAGAAAAGCCAAUCCACGAUCAAGAAGUUCCAUGUCGGCCAAACUCUCAAUGACCUCGUCGUCAUCGACAAGAACGAGGGUCGCCGAUCGAUCACCCUAAGUAAAAAGCCUAGCCUGGUGAAGGGUAGCCAGGAGGGUAAACUUUUAACAACAUUCGCGGACGCCAAAGUCGAUGGCAUUUACCCGGGGUUUGUCAGGAACAUCACUCUGACAGCAGUCUUCGUUCAGUUCGCCGGCCAACUGCAUGCACUGCUGCCCAAGAGUAGAUUACCUCUAGAGGCGCAGAAACAAACAGACUUUGGUCUUGAAAAGGGACAAUCCACGACCGUCAAAGUGAUAUCUGUCGAUACAGAGCACAGCAGGAUGGUCGUAUCCUCACCUGAUGUAGAAAAGGUAGAAAGGACUGAAAAGCAGAAGAAUUCUACUCAAACUGGAGUCAGAGCGGAAAACCCGGUAGACGAAACGAUCGGCUCUAUUGACAACAUCUCCGUCGGCAGGAUCACCAAGGCGCGCAUCGCGUCUGUCAAGAAUUCUCAGCUCAACGUCAGACUAGCAGACAAUAUACAAGGUCGUGUCGAUGUGUCACAGGUAUUUGACUCCUGGGACGAAAUUGAAGAUGCCAAACAUCCCCUCAAGAACUUCAAGCAGGGAGACGUCAUCCCUGUCAGGGUUCUUGGAGUACACGACGCCAAAAAUCAUCGGUUCUUGCCCAUCUCGCACAGGUCGACGCACUCCGUUCUUGAGCUCUCCACCAGGUCAAGCGAUGUGAAGCACACCGCUCCAGAGAACUUGUCGUACGACAAGUUGGAAAUCGGUUCUUCUCACCUCGCUUAUGUCAAUAAUGUCCAGGACAGGUCACUCUGGGUAAACAUUACUCCCAAUGUCAGAGGCAGAAUCAACGCAUUUGAUGUUUCCGAUGACGUUUCUCUUGUCGAGAACUUGGCGGCAAACUUCCCUGUUGGCUCUGCUCUUCGCGUACGUGUUGUCUCUGUAGACCCUGCACAAGGGCGCCUUGAUCUGUCGGCACGAUCUUCUUCAGCUAGCGAAGAGCUCACAUGGGACAACGUCAAGCAGAACAUGGUUCUGCCCGGACGCAUCACCAAAAUAAAUGAGCGCCAAAUCAUGGUUCAGUUGAGCAAUGUGGUUUCCGGACCCAUUCACCUGACAGAUAUCAGUGAUGAUUAUAACGAAGCAAACACGAUGAAUUUCGCCAAGAAUAGUGUAAUUCGUGUUUCGGUUGUCGAUGUUGACAAGAGUAACAAGAAAGUUCGUCUCUCGGCCCGCCACUCCAGAACAUUGAACUCCUCGGCAAAGGUCCAGGAUCAGGAGAUCUCUAAGAUUGCGCAGCUCAAUGUUGGCGAUGUUAUCCGUGGCUUUGUUAAACAUGUGUCUGACAAGGGUGUCUUCGUGGCUCUUGGCGGUGAUAUCACAGCAAUGGUCAAGAUCUCCGAUCUGUCAGACAGAUUCCUGAAGGAGUGGAAGGAUUCUUUCCAGAUCGAUCAGCUUGUCAAGGGUCGCAUCGUUUCAAUUGACAAUGCCUUGGGUCACAUCCAGAUGAGUUUGAAGUCAUCUGUUGUGGACAAGGACUUCGUUCCGCUACUCAACUACCAGGACCUCCAGGUCGGUCAGAUUAUUACCGGAAAGGUCCGCAAGGUUGAAGAAUUUGGUGCUUUCAUCCUUGUAGAUGGAACUGCCAAUGUCAGUGGUCUAUGCCACCGAAGUGAGUUGGCUGAAAAGCCCGUGGAUGAUGCCCGAAAGCUCUUAAACGAAGGAGACGCUGUCAAGGCUAUUAUUCUCAAGUUGGAUGCUCAGAAGAAGAGAAUCAACUUUGGACUGAAACCUUCCUAUUUUGUGGACGACGACACAGACAUGAGCGAUGACGAGGAUGCUGGCGCAGCAUUGCAUUCCGGUGAUGAUGACGAGGAGGAGGAGGAAGAAGAAGACGAGGAUGAAGACAUGGACGAUAGUGAAAGUGGUGUCCUCAUCACUGGCACGGAUAAUGUGUCCGAUGAAGACUCCGACGAGGAUGUAGAGAUGACAGACAAGCCUGGCGACGAGGUCGAAGGUCUCGAUGCUGGAGGAUUUGACUGGGAUGCAGAUGCAUUGGAUAAGAAGCGUCGACCGGACGCUGUUGGGGGAGAGGCCGGUAGCGCCCAGGACAAAAAAAAGAAACGGAAGAAGGCCCAGGUCGAGGCUGAUCGUAGUGGUGAUCUCGAUGCUUUUGGUCCACGCACCGCUGCCGACUACGAACAGCUUCUCAACCGAAAGCCGAACUCUUCGGAGCUCUGGAUCCAGUACAUGGCUUACCAAAUGCAAUCCAGCGAGCUGGCCGGUGCCCGAAAGGUGGCAGAGCGUGCUGUGUCUACUAUCAACAGCUCAGAGGAAACAGAAAAGCUCAAUGCCUGGGUUGCUUAUCUCAACCUCGAGGUCCACUAUGGCACUGACGAUACUGUGGACGAUGUCUUCAAGCGCGCCUUACAGGUCAACGACAAGCAGGAGGUGUACCAACGACUUGCUAGCAUCUACAUUCAUGAGGAUAAGCCUCAGGUAAGUUUCAGUCCCCGUCUAAUUGUCCUGUAGACUUAGCCAGGCGCAAACCGGAGACUAACAAAUCAAAUAGAAGGCAGAUGAGCUCUUCCAA
This is a messenger RNA of Truncatella angustata, 5024 nucleotides long. RefSeq lists its product as uncharacterized. NCBI's taxonomy places the organism in Eukaryota, Fungi, Ascomycota, Sordariomycetes, Amphisphaeriales, Sporocadaceae. The record is from RefSeq and is a predicted model, not a curated record. The coding region runs from base 104 to 4963 and encodes 1619 amino acids. Gene Ontology annotation, cellular component: nucleolus; small-subunit processome. Gene Ontology annotation, biological process: rRNA processing. The transcript has a single exon. Gene Ontology annotation, molecular function: RNA binding; protein binding.